GUUUCAUUAGUGGAAAGUUGUUCAUUCCCUGUCUGUCACUGGGAGUCGCCACAAGAGGGAGGGACUUAAACACGGAGGGACAAUGCUUGUGUUUGUAAAACGGCCCCUGAGUGGCUGCUGGCUCUGUCGGAUCUCUUGUGCCUGACUACGGCUGCUGCACACAUUGUCAGCGUGCAGACGGGGGAAGUGGACGGCUUGAUCUGCCUGGUCAAUGCACUGACAGAGGGAAGGGUGUGAAUGUGGGCACGCCGUGGACAGUUUAUCCUGAAACUUUUGCAGCAGAGAGAGGAGAAUUGGAGGAAAUCAGUUAAAGUUUGGCCAAAAUGGCCGACAAGAAAGUGAGCCUCCCUGCUAAGCUGAUUAACGGGGGCGUGGCUGGACUGGUGGGAGUGACCUGCGUGUUUCCCAUUGAUCUCGCCAAGACCCGCCUCCAAAAUCAGCAGAGUGCUCGUGUUUAUAGUGGAAUGUUGGACUGUUUGACAAAGACAAUUAAAAUGGAGGGCUACUUUGGCAUGUAUCGAGGUGCAGCUGUGAAUCUUACACUGGUCACACCAGAGAAAGCCAUCAAACUGGCUGCCAAUGAUGUCUUCAGACAGAAGCUCUCCAAAGAUGGAAAAUUACCUCUGUGGGGGGAAAUCCUCGCAGGCUGUGGAGCCGGAACCUGUCAGGUGGUAGUCACCACCCCCAUGGAAAUGCUAAAAAUACAACUGCAGGAUGCUGGCAGGUUGGCUGCUCAGCGCACUGUCACUGCCUCUGCCGCUGGUCCGACCCCUUCACUGGUUGCCUCUCAGGCAGCACAGCCGAGCACCAAUCCCCCUCCUCGAUCCUCAGCCACCCGUAUCACCCUGGAGCUUCUUAAGACUCGAGGCCUCAGGGGUCUUUAUAAGGGUGCUGGUGCUACACUGAUGAGGGACGUCCCAUUUUCCAUGAUCUACUUCCCGCUGUUCGCCAACCUCAAUGCCGUGGGCCGCACUGAGGAUCGCCAUAGUAACCCCCAGGAGCGGGCCCCCUUCCUGCAGUCUUUCGUGGCUGGCUGCAUGGCCGGCUCAGUGGCAGCAGUAGCUGUCACUCCCCUGGACGUUAUAAAGACUCGCCUACAGACCUUGCAGAAGGGGGAAGGAGAGGACUCCUAUAGAGGCAUCAUUGACUGUGCACAACGCAUUUUAAAACGAGAAGGACCAGCUGCGUUUCUUAAAGGAGCAACGUGUCGAGCUUUAGUCAUCGCUCCACUCUUCGGCAUCGCUCAGGGUGUGUAUUUCCUGGGAAUCGGCGAGCACGUGCUGGGGCUGCUGGGAUAGCAGCAGG
Molecule: messenger RNA, 1305 nt
Organism: Carassius carassius (crucian carp)
Lineage: Eukaryota; Metazoa; Chordata; Actinopteri; Cypriniformes; Cyprinidae
Product: mitochondrial glutamate carrier 1-like
Exons: 10
Coding region: 324-1298 (324 amino acids)
Biological process (GO): malate-aspartate shuttle; aspartate transmembrane transport; L-glutamate transmembrane transport
Molecular function (GO): L-aspartate transmembrane transporter activity; L-glutamate transmembrane transporter activity
Source: RefSeq, a predicted model, not a curated record